This is a messenger RNA of Bactrocera tryoni, 2113 nucleotides long. RefSeq names its product bcl-2-related ovarian killer protein (gene Buffy). Gene Ontology annotation, molecular function: protein heterodimerization activity; protein homodimerization activity. Gene Ontology annotation, biological process: extrinsic apoptotic signaling pathway in absence of ligand; regulation of apoptotic process; intrinsic apoptotic signaling pathway in response to DNA damage. Lineage: Eukaryota; Metazoa; Arthropoda; Insecta; Diptera; Tephritidae. Gene Ontology annotation, cellular component: mitochondrial outer membrane. The coding region runs from base 1125 to 1976 and encodes 283 amino acids. The record is from RefSeq and is a predicted model, not a curated record. The transcript has 7 exons.
CACUAGCACUUCCAAGUUUGCAACUCAUUAAUCGCUAAGGUCUCCAUUGCCAUUCCAGCCAUCGGCAGCUAAGUACGAAAUCGUUCAACAAACGCUCGUCGCCGAACGCUCUGAAGUUUUCAUUGAACCGCCAAAGUGCGCGGACGUUUCAUACUCGUAUAACGCGCGUCGUGGUCGGUUGGCCGUUCGGUUGGAGUGUGCGCAGCAAAGUACCUAUGGAAGCCGUAAAUCAGUUUUGAAAUUUUCUCCUGUUAAAAUAAAAAAAAUAUUUACCGUUGUUUAUAUGUUGUCGCUAAAUAUUAUUGGAAGCACGUGUGAAAAUCGAAUUAAUGAUAAACUUUGCCUCAUUUCGCUGUACGAAUUUUAUUUGGUCAUUCAGCCAAGUAUCAAUGUCACCUGCAUUAUGCGCCAGCGUAAACCGUUAGAUAAACGAAAUUAUAUGUAAUACCCCGUGAAACAUGUUCCGCCCGCAUAUAAAACUAUUCAUUAAUUGUGAACGUUUAAAGUAAUGGACGCAAGUGGGUGUUAAUACAUACAUACAUACAAAGAUUAACCGACAAGGUGACUAAUACCGCCGGCGAACGUAAGACGCAACAAAAAACGUUGCAGUGGAAUUAACAAUAAAUAAAAUUAUAUCGAAAAAAGGGCGCAGAAUUCAUUGCCUUCUGUUGUGUGCAUAAUUAAUUAAUACAACAUUUACAAUAACAUUAAUAAUAACAACAACAACAGCAAUAAUAAAAUAAUAAUAAUAAUAACAAAGCAUAUCAUGCCUUGUGCUAUCACCGGCUGAUAGCCGUCGUGCAUAUGUGUAUGCAGAUAAGGGUAUUUUGUGUUUGCGUAUAUGUGUGGAGUAAUAAAAAGCCGAUUUUAGUUAUCAUAUCAACGAUAAAUUAAACAAGUAAAUAUCGGCAAUAAUAAAGAAUUAACUGGAACUCAUGCGUUCUCCGAUAUAUUUUUAUUCACAACAAUAACAAUAACAGCUAGUCUUCGCAAUUGCAUGGUUUGUUGUGGGUGGCAGCAGCGAGUGGCUUUACAAUAAACCAGUGAGUGUGCAGCUAGCUAGUGCUUUUAGAGCAGAGUGAAUUUCGGUGCCGCAUUUGGUGGUGGAAUUAUUUGUAUAAAACAUGAACAAUGAUAACUUUGGCUUUCCCUCGCAUGGCGAACGGCUGCUGCAGGCGCAGAAUCGACGUAAAUUUAGUUUUCCUGCAACGUUAAGCUCUACCUCUUUAUUGGAGGUGAAUCAGAAUAUAACACGUCGACGCCUGAGCAAUGUGAGCGAUGUUGUCACAAGAAAAUUGUCCUACACGAUCGGCUGGAAGGCAACGCAAAUACCCACACAGGAUAUCAUAUCACAAGGACGAUGCAUAUGCGGUCAGUACAUACGAAGACGCCUGCGUCGUUCUGGGUUGUUCAAUAAAAAGUUGGGCUUUCAACGCAUACGUAGUGUACUCGGCACUCCUUCGAUGGAGAUAGUGCGAGAGGUAUUCCCAGCUGUGAUGGUGCUCGGUGACGAGUUAGAGCGCAUGCACCCGCGUAUCUACACUGGUGUUGCAAGGCAAAUUUGUCGUGCACCAAGCGGCGAAUUUCAUUCAGCCGAAACGAUUACAUUACUGUUAGGUGCCGUAGGUCGUGAUCUGUUUCGUUCUGAAAUCACAUGGAGUAAAGUUAUAUCCCUAUUUGCAAUUGCCGGUGGACUUUCCGUAGAUUUCGUGCGUCAAGGUCAUCCCGAAUAUGUACCCAAAUUGGUUGAUGGUGUGUCGGAGGUGAUUGAAGAUGAAUUAGUGUCGUGGAUCAAUGAAAAUGGCGGUUGGCUUGGCCUCAACACACACGUAUUGCCGGUGACAAGUAAUUUUAGCCCAUUGGAAUGGACGACCAUCAUUAUCGGCUGCAUUUUCGGUUUAUUUGUCUUAUAUAUGCUGUUAAGAUUUAUAUUUUUCUAUAUAGUACCAAAAGUGUAUCAUCGCCUGACAUCAUAGCUCAGUUAUAUGUAGCUACGUAAUUUCCUAUUUUUAUGUACGAGUUUGUGCCCAUACUUCACUAAUUUAGUUUUAAUUGUACAAAAAUAUUAGAUAAUAUUGUUUUAGCAAGAGAUAAAUAAAUUUAAUUAUUUGGU